Messenger RNA from Phycodurus eques (leafy seadragon), 2109 nucleotides. It is a transcript of the gene scfd1, whose product is annotated as sec1 family domain containing 1. The record is from RefSeq and is a predicted model, not a curated record. The coding region runs from base 26 to 1924 and encodes 632 amino acids. Lineage: Eukaryota; Metazoa; Chordata; Actinopteri; Syngnathiformes; Syngnathidae. Gene Ontology annotation, molecular function: syntaxin binding. The transcript has 24 exons. Gene Ontology annotation, biological process: intracellular protein transport; endoplasmic reticulum to Golgi vesicle-mediated transport. Gene Ontology annotation, cellular component: Golgi membrane; cytosol.
UCAUCUAAACGCCACAACAUCCAAGAUGGCGGCGUCCGUACGCGAGAAGCAGACAGUGGCUCUGAGGCGCAUGUUGAACUUCAACGCUCCUCCUGUGAAGAACGCCACGGCCGAGCCAGUAUGGAAGGUGUUGAUCUACGACCGUUUUGGUCAGGAUAUCAUCUCGCCGCUGCUGUCCGUCAAAGAGCUCAGAGACAUGGGCAUCACGCUGCACCUGUUGCUUCACUCCGACAGAGAUCCGAUUCCCGACGUGCCGGCCGUCUACUUCAUCAUGCCCUCGGAGGAGAACGUCGACAGGAUCUGUCAGGACCUGAGGAGCCAGCUGUACGAGUCCUACUACCUGAAUUUCAUCUCGGCCAUCAGUCGAAGCAAACUGGAGGACGUCGCCGGCGCCGCGCUGGCCGCCAACGCCGUCGGCCAAAUCGCCAAGGUGUACGACCAGUACCUGAACUUCAUCACGCUGGAGGACGACAUGUUCAUCCUGUGCCAUCAAAACAAGGAGCUCAUCUCCUACCACGCCAUCAACCGAGGAGACGUCCAGGACACCGACAUGGAGGCCAUCAUGGACACCAUAGUGGACAGUCUCUUCUGCUUCUUCGUCACGCUGGGCGCCGUGCCCAUCAUCCGAUGUCCCCGCGGCAACGCGGCCGAGAUGGUCGCAGUGAAGUUGGACAAGAAGCUGCGCGAGAACCUGCGCGACGCCAGGAACAGCCUCUUCACGGGAGAUAACAUGGCCGCCGGGCAGUUCAGCUUCCAGAGGCCCCUCUUCGUGCUGGCCGACCGCAACGUGGACAUGGCCACGCCCCUUCACCACACCUGGACCUAUCAGGCGCUCAUCCACGACGUGAUGGACUUGCACCUCAACAGGGUAAUGCUGGAGGAGGGCGCGGGCGCCGAGGCGUCCCCCGCCGGCGCCAGACCCAAGAAGAAGAGCAGGCGGACGUACGACCUGACGGCCGCCGACAGGUUCUGGCAGAGGCACAAGGGCAGUCCGUUCCCGGAGGUGGCCGAGUCGGUUCAGGAGGAGCUGGACGCGUACCGGGCGCAGGAGGACGAGGUCAAACGUCUCAAAAGCAUCAUGGGCCUGGAGGGCGAGGACGAGGGCGCCAUCAGCAUGUUGUCGGACAACACCGCCAAGCUCACCUCGGCCGUCAGUUCUCUGCCUGAGCUGCUGGAGAAGAAACGUCUGAUUGACCUGCACACCAACGUGGCCACGGCCGUGCUGGACCACAUCAAGACUCGAAAACUGGAUGUUUAUUUUGAGUAUGAAGAAAAACUGAUGAGCAAGUCGACUUUGGACAAAUCGCUGCUGGACGUCGUCAGCGACCCGGACGCGGGGACUCCCGAAGACAAGAUGCGACUCUUCCUCAUCUUCUACAUCACAGCUCAGCAGCCUCCUUCGGAGUCGGACUUGGAGCAGUAUAAAACGGCUCUGCUGGACGCUGGCUGUGACCUGUCGCCCCUCAGCUACAUCAAACAGUGGAAGGCCUUCACCAAGAUGGCCGGCGCUCCCGCCAACUACGGCAACAGUGGAGUGAAGCCCAUGGGGCUGUUUUCGCGAGUGAUGAAUAGCGGCUCUCAGCUGGUGAUGGAGGGAGUCAAGAACUUGGUGCUCAAGCAGCACAACCUUCCAGUUACUCGAAUUCUCGACAACCUGAUGGAGAUGAAGUCGCACGCUGAGACGGACGACUAUCGAUACUUUGACCCCAAGAUGCUGCGCGGCAGCGAAAGUUCCAUUCCCAGGAACAAGAACCCUUUUCACGAGGCGAUCGUUUUCGUGGUGGGAGGAGGAAACUACAUCGAGUACCAGAACCUGGUGGACUACACCAAAUCAAAAGCGGGCAAGAAGAUCGUUUACGGCUGCAGUGAACUCUUCAACGCAUCGCAAUUCAUCAAACAACUCUCCCAGUUGGGCCAAAAGUGAGGAAGUGGACGGAUGCGGACGAAAACUUCUUAACGUGUUUCCUGUCAGCGUGAAUACAUUUGACCAGUACAACCAGCCCCUUUUUUUUUUUUUUUUUUGGUAGUUUAAAAAAAAUAACUUCUGUCAAUCAAAAACAGACGCACACACCCCUCGUGCCGUGUUGCCAUAAUAAACUUUGAGCUACA